GCCUCUCUCCCUCACACGCUUCUCCUCACGCCUUCUCCUCCUGCUCCUGCCCACAACCAGGGACCCUCCACACCACACCCAUGGCCUGCUGCCGCCCCUGUGGACCCACCCCGCUGGCCAACAGCUGCAACGAGCCCUGUGCCCUGCAAUGCCAGGACUCCCACGUUGUCAUCAACCCUUCCCCUGUGCUGGUCACCCUGCCAGGACCCAUCAUGACCUCCUUCCCCCAGAACACCGCCGUUGGAUCCACCUCCUCCGCUGCUGUUGGUAGUGAGCUCAGUGCCCAGGGACAGCCCAUCUCUGGGGGAUUUGGUGGCUUUGGCUAUGGCUUUGGCCUUGGCUACGGGCUGGGCUAUGGCUACGGGCUGGGAGGCCUGGGCUGCUAUGGUGGAAGGGGCUGCAACAUCUGCUAAGGGUGCUCGCUUAAGCUCCUGACACCACCAGCUCAGGGCUCUGGACACAGCUCCUGCCAGCAAAGGCCCUUUGGCUGGUGGUUGCCCUACUCACACCUCACAAUAGAUCACUUCAACUUCUUGUUUCUCUACAUCCUUUUGCUUCAAUAAAUUUUUGUUGCAUCGAA
This is a messenger RNA of Malurus melanocephalus (red-backed fairy wren), 580 nucleotides long. Its product is annotated as feather beta keratin-like. The transcript has 2 exons. Gene Ontology annotation, molecular function: structural constituent of cytoskeleton. NCBI's taxonomy places the organism in Eukaryota, Metazoa, Chordata, Aves, Passeriformes, Maluridae. Bases 81 to 413 code for a protein of 110 amino acids. The record is from RefSeq and is a predicted model, not a curated record. Gene Ontology annotation, cellular component: intermediate filament.